Molecule: messenger RNA, 2218 nt
Organism: Pseudomyrmex gracilis
Lineage: Eukaryota; Metazoa; Arthropoda; Insecta; Hymenoptera; Formicidae
Exons: 6
Coding region: 632-2143 (503 amino acids)
Biological process (GO): double-strand break repair via homologous recombination; DNA double-strand break processing involved in repair via single-strand annealing
Cellular component (GO): site of double-strand break
Molecular function (GO): Y-form DNA binding; double-stranded DNA binding; single-stranded DNA binding
Source: RefSeq, a predicted model, not a curated record
ACAAUAGAAUAAGCUUUGUGUUUUACUUUUCUCCGUAAGUAUCAUAUCGCACGGAGUAGUAAUAAAAGUCAAUCAGAGCGAUCAAUUAAUGAACCGUUCAUUCAACUUAACUUGAAUUCGAUUAGUCGAUUAUCAGACGAUUUAGAUCGAAAUCGUUCUAUAAUAUCGAUCAAUAUAAUAUCGAUUCGGUCAAGUGACAAUUGUUCUGUAGGUAAGUACUUCAACUUUAAGGUAAAAUCUGCUUUACUCGUCGAGUAAAGAUCAGGAAGAAAAGAGCAGAGAUUUCUUCUAUUCGGAUUGGUCAAUUUAAACGCUACUUUAUUCGACGAUGGAUUUUGGAACGCAGUUCUGAAAGUUUCCUACGUCAAGUGUGUAUGUGUGUAUGUCUGACGUGAACGCGUCAACUGUUGUUCUAUGUUAAGUGAUUGCUCCGUUUUUUUCAAAGCAUUUUUGUAGCACGUAUAAUUCUUAAUUAAUAAACAUCGGUACUCAGUGAAGACUGAAAUACAAUUACGUUUGCGCUUUGUGAGUUUGCGUCACUUUUUUUGAGGAAAGGAAUUUUAAUUGCAGUUCCCGCGCGAUUUGCUCCGAAAUAAUAGUAAUAGUAGAACACAAGCGUGCUCCGAUAACAAUGACAGCAUUUCCGCAGUUCGAUUCUCACAUAAGUGACGAAAACGCGAAAAAAGCGCUAGAAAGCUACGUCGGAAUCCUGCAAGAAGCGUUUAAACAUUAUCAAAAUUUACUGGACAAUUACAUAAAGUUGCAAGAGGAACACAAACAGUGUAGCAGUCAGUUCUUAUCUAAAGUUGAUAAACCUUGUACACGCAUAAAAGAAGAAUUAUUGUCUCAAACAUGCAUAAAAGAGGAAGUACUGUCUCAGAAACAGUUGAACAUCCAGGAUAGUAAGCAGGAAAAUAACAUCUUAUUGCCAGAAUUAGAUAUUAGUUAUUCUUCGGAUACAAGUCCACACAAAAACAACUCUGAAAAUACUUCACCAAAGAGUCCAAUACUCUGCAAAACAUAUCUAAAUGAUUCCAAUGCUUUUACAAGAAAUUUAAUGCAAUUAGAUUCAGUGUAUGACAACUCAACAUCCAAUAUGAAAACAUAUCACAGCAAUAAAGAAGUUUCUGAAAAAUGUAAUUCCAAUCUGGAACUCAGUACAUCACAACAUGUAGAAACUACAUUUUUGUCAGAUGGUAGGAAAUUGAAACAGACUCGACUUGUGUUUAAGAAAGUGCCUUCAACAAAUGUGAAUCAACCUGAUUUGACUGAUAUAUUGCCAAAAGUGCAACAGAAUUCAAGAGAAGAUAUUUCUGUACUGCAAGCAUCCACUACUGAGGACAGCAAUAUUACAAAUGUCAAUGAAACUGUGAUAGACAUCAGUCCUACGCAAAGAGAUGUUAUGUCUAAACUCAGACGCUGUUUACAACUUAAGAGAAAACUCCCUUCAAGAAAUAUAAAUACUUUUCCUAAAAAGAAAAAUAAUAGUUCUGAUCAUAAGGAUGUAAUACCAAUAUUAACAGUAACAGAUAUAGAUUCUGAAUCGUGUACUCCCAAGCAUCCCACACAAAUGGAAAAUUACAAAUCCUUUAUUAAACAUUUUGAUACACCUACAGUUAACAGUCCUUUAAAAGAUAAUACAACGGCUUCUCCGCUGGUAGAAAUAAAUAACAUUCCAGAUGUUCAGAUCAUAAGUCCUGAGAAAACCAAAAAGACAUAUCAGUUAGGAACAGACAGAAUACAAUGUACUUCUGAGAACAAAAAUAAUUGUCCAGCAUAUGAAGAAGAAACGUUUUGCUUCUCUAUAGAACGAUCUAUGAACAGAUAUACUGAUGAUUCUAAUUUGGACAAUACAGAAAACAGGCCACCUGUAAAAAAAUUAUUGUUGAAUAGCUCAAGCAAAACUGAAGAUGUUCCUGAAGAGCAGCUUAAUAUGCGAUGCAAAUCUGACAGAGCAAAGUUGAGAGGCCGGGAUUGCUGGGAAUGUGAAGAAUAUUACAAGAAUUUGGCGCUCCCUAAGGAAGAGUUACAAAACCGAAAAAAUUAUUGCUCGCGACAUCGGGAUAAAUAUGAAAGAGCGAAUACACCAGAAGGUUUCUGGGAUCCAGAAUUUCCUGAAACGUUAUCAAGCACUUAUAAGUAAAAACCAAUCUAUAUAAAUCAUAAUAUUUAAAAAUCGCCGUUUAUUAUUGUAAGUAUUGGAUUAUAUAUUUUUUGU